Folsomia candida is the source of this 4798-nucleotide messenger RNA. RefSeq names its product zinc finger protein 271. Lineage: Eukaryota; Metazoa; Arthropoda; Collembola; Entomobryomorpha; Isotomidae. The transcript has 6 exons. Gene Ontology annotation, cellular component: nucleus. The coding region runs from base 116 to 2788 and encodes 890 amino acids. Gene Ontology annotation, molecular function: RNA polymerase II transcription regulatory region sequence-specific DNA binding; DNA-binding transcription factor activity, RNA polymerase II-specific. Gene Ontology annotation, biological process: regulation of transcription by RNA polymerase II. The record is from RefSeq and is a predicted model, not a curated record.
GGAGAGGUGGUUGACGGAAUUUCAUGAAAACUUUCACCUGUGAAAGUUAAAUUGUGACAAAUUGUGAGUUUAUUUUGAACAAGUAUUGAAAUUGCAUAUAAAUAAUUAAGUAAUUAUGCCACCGUCUCAAGUAUCUUCCUGUACAAUUUGUUCGAUUGACCUGUCAAAUCUUGGUUAUCAUCAUCGUCCACCGGAACUUAACCUCAAAUUAGGGGAAUCUAUAAAUUACGACACUUCUGGUUCAAAACGCUUAUCGAAAGAUGUUGACGUUUAUUUCAUCCUCCGAAACUUGCUCCGACUUCCAUCCACCCUGAUGGAAGAUUUGUUGGCGUCCAGUGAGGGGAGAUGUAUGGCAGAGUGGGGGCUGGUUUUUUGUAUCGUUUGUCGCAGGAUGGUGGAGGAAGCCGGAUUCAUUUUUGACAGAAUUACAAAGUUAAAACAAGAUUACGAAGAGGUGAGAAAGAAGAUAAGAGCAAGGAUUCUUGUUAAAGAAGAUGGAAUAUUGGCGACGACUAGUAAUAUGAGGAGACGAGGGCGACGAGGGAAGGAUCGACAUGGAAGCAGUAGUUCAGUUGUGGAAAAGAUAAGAGAAUAUUUUUGUAAAGCUCAGGAUACCAGAAUUAAUGAAACUGAAUUGAAAGAAAAAGAGAAAUCGAUCUUGAUGAACCACCCUCGAUUAAUUCUCCCAAAUUUCGAAGAUCCAGUAAAAGUGGAACCCGUUAUUGAUGAUGCAUCUUUUUGUGAUGACUUUUUCAUACCUGACGAUGCCCAGUUUGCAGAAGAGUUUGUCCCAUGUAUACAGGAAAAAAGCCCAGGAAAUCACGAUGAAAGCGUGAAAAUACAGGAAGAUGCUUCAAGGAGAUCUCUGCGACCAAGACAAGCUCGUAAAAUUGAAAACGACAACUCCGAGAGUGACGAAGAUGGCGAUGAUUCACAUUCUGACGAAUCAGGCGACUUUGAGAAUAAUUCUGAAGAAGAGGAUGACCAGGAAGACGAUGAGAGCUCUCAUGAGACGGGUGAAAGUCAGCGUAUUCAAACUUCAAGGACUAAAGCCAUACGAAUGGAAGUCAAACAUCGCGAAUAUAAUUCCACCAGCAGAAGGCCACCCAAUUACACGCGCACAGAUAUCGACAACAAGAUAAACUUGCAGAAGUGUCAGUAUUGUAAUUUCUCAAGUAAAAAUGGAUAUGCUUUGGAUGCACAUAUUUUGAAUGUACAUCAAGGAGUUGAGCGUCCCUUUCCUUGUGAUCUAUGUGAAAUAACUUGUAAUAGGUUCGGAGCCAUUAUGCUUCACAUAGACAUUCGACACCAUUCGCAAAUAUUUAACGCAGAAGAACCAGUACCAGCCCCUGGUGCCGAAAUUGAUCCAUCAAAUUCUGAUGUGUUCAACGCUAUUGUUGAAGUGAAGGAAAUCGAAGUUGGAAACGAGUGUGACAAUGUCGACACAAACUUGGAUGUGAAGCAUGGACCGCUUCAGAACGCUUUUGAACCUCUUCAGGAAGCUAAAGAAAAGUGUAAAAGAAAAUCUAGAACAUUCAAUCCUGAAGGACGUCCCUUCAAGUGUGAUAAAUGUCCACAUCGCUACUCAGAUAUGUGGCUUUUGAAUGCCCACAUUUUACGAAGUCAUCACGGGGACAAGCAAUCCUAUGAGUGUGACCAGUGCGAGAGGCGAUUUUCGCGUCAACAAGUCCUUUUUGAGCAUAGGGCGGACCAGCAUCCCACAAUACUAACCCCGUAUGAAGGUCCACCAGCAACAUCGUUUGAGAGAAGAAUUGCUGAGCUAGCCAGUAUCGAGAAGCCUGGGAUUAUUGACAUUCCAAUUUCCACGAAUAAGAAGAUUUAUACCUGCACAAAGUGUGACGUAGAUUUUCAGAGUCGGAUUAGUUGUGAAGUACACUUGCGAAGGGCCCAUUAUGGACCCGACUCUAAGAUCAAGUGCUCUGAAUGUGACAGUUAUUUUUUAACCUCGACCGGAAAAAACAACCAUUUCAAAAACGUUCAUAUCUAUAAGCGUGAUCCAACAGCUAGAGAAGUGUUGUCCUGCUCCAAAUGUCCAGAAAAAUUCAAACUUCAACGUGACUUGAGGAAACAUUUAAGAACGCACAGAAUAAAGGAACAUAUGUGUGAAUUGUGCCCCCAAACGUUCACGGAAAAGAUAAACCUCACUCAUCACCAACGUCGCGUCCACCAUGAAGAACUUGGCUUGAGUCCGUGGAAGUGUGAACUAUGUCAUAAGAACUUAAAUUCAAAGCGGAACCUCGACCUUCAUAUGAUCACACACACUGGAGAAUUUCCCUUUCAGUGUGACAAAUGUCCUCGUAGGUUCGUCUUAGAAUCACAAGUCCUGAGGCACAUUGCCACAGCCCACAAUAAUGAGAAGCCGUUUAAGUGCUCUUAUUGUGAGAAGAAAUUUGCAACUAAGUUUAACUUAACCAAUCACAAUCGUGUUCACACCGGCGAGAAGCCAUUCAAGUGUCGAUUUUGCUUGAAGGAUUACUCGGACGGACCAACGUACCGUCGACAUCUCGAGACUCAUGGGACAAAGGUCCAUACUUGCCCGACUUGCCAAAAAGAGUUUAAAGUGUGGCACUCCUUUCGGCUGCAUUGCUUGAAACAUGAUGGGAAAGGAGUAGUCAGGAGAAAAAAUACCACAACGACGAUUCAGAGAAAGAAACAACGUGUUAAUUAUGAGAAAGAAGAUUCUGCAAUGUCAACUUCUGAAAGUGAAGAUGAAGAACAAGACCCCAACCCCCUUCCAGAGAUAAAUGACAAUCCAGCACAAAAUUGACAGGCUUUGAUGCACCUUUACGAGCUAUAGCUGUUCAUGUAAAAAAGCAUUAUACUAGAGAAAUCAUGAUAAGAUGUUAGUCUGAAAGUCAUGAAGUUAAAUGUAAAAGUUUGAAAAGUCCAAAAACCGAUAGGUCUGAUUUUAUGAUUCAUAGAAAUAGUUUAUGUUAUCUCCAAGCCUGGACCGUUUAUCUUGGUAAAGUUUCAGUGCAUUCUUCCCUCUAAAAUCUAGCUUUUAUGAACACGCAAUCGGCUCAUUAACAUUCAUAUAAUGUUGCAGUUGAUUAAUAAUACCUUGAUUGUAUAGGUGCCAUAAAAGUACGUACGUAUUCAUCAAUGGUCACCCUAGUCAAGAGUUGCACACAAAUGUUAUGCCGAAUUAUAAGUGCUCAGUUCCUUAAGUUCCCUCAAUUUGAAAUUCGUAACACAAAUUUGUCGUCAAUUUCGUACCUGUUCAACAUUAAAAUUAAAAUUGCCUUUUUGAAUAGAAUGACUUCAGAAUUAAAACUUAGUACCGGCGUUGUAAAUACAUCACUUUCUUCGUCCCACACAUUAUUGAAAAUAUGCCAAGUUAAGUCACGAUGAUUAAUUUUAUUUCGACACAUGUAAGCUACUCUUCGUUUAAUAUCCACUGUUCCUUCACCUGGCUCGAUCUGUCCCUCUUUAGUAAACUCAUAACAUUUCAUUUUUCUUCAUUACUUGUAGUACAGCGUUUACAGAACAUCGUGAAUACAACGUGGUUAACCGCACUUGUACUUUCCAUUAACUUGAAAUGUAUGUACAAAUACAACUCAGGCCAUUCCACUCCAUACGACUACUAACGACCAUGAUUCAUUGCUGCACACCUUAUCUCAUGUUAUCAUAGUUUUUUUCCGACUUGAUAAGAAUAUUCAGCGUCGGAUUGAGAAUCUUUGUUUAGAACUUGUGAUCAUAAUUUUUUUACAAGUUUCCCCUUCCUUCCACCCAACCAAUAUUUAUGGAAAGAUUCAUUACACGUCUAAUUACUAUUUCCCCCAAUUUUUCAUACUUAAUGAUGCACAACUUUUUAGUUGAAUCCGUUUCUAAAUAAUUUAUCAUUUCGUCCUCAUGUCUGUCGGCCUCCGCUUUUCAUUUAUGUUUUUUUCUUUAUUGUGGCGUCUAUUUAUUUUUUAUUGUGCUUCUUGAACAUCUGCUACAUCGCUAAAUCUCUUUCUCGAUGUCAUGCCGUCUGUUUAGAAAAGUCCACCGAUUUCAAUUCAAUUCCAUUUCUUUCUUUCUAAAAAAAAGUAAAUCUGCGUGGAAAUCUCUCCCUAAAUGAAAAAUGGCACUUCACUCAUGAGUAAAUAGCUGUCUGUUGAGCAAAGUUUUAUUCUGCCAAAGUGAUAAAUGGUGUUGGUUUUGGUGGAUGGAGGACUUGCUUUUGGGGUGCAAGUUAAGUUUACUACUCGAAAUGAAGAAUCGCAGAAUCUCUCAUCCACUCUGAUUUCGUGGUUUCUUUAAAUGGAAAAAGUUUACUAAUUAAGGCAACUUUCUCUCCUCUUUGGGUAUCUUCUUGUACGAUAGUCACUUGUUCGGUGGGAGUGGUACUGGUGGUGGAGUGGAGGUAGGGAUGGAAUGUGCAAAUAGAAACGAUAAAGUGGAUUGGAUGGACAAGAAAUGAGUAACAUUUGCAUCUUAAAAGUAACGAAAUGGAGAAGAAAAAACUUUUAUUAUUACUGCUACAGUUUCCUAUUCCGAUUUGGAAUGAAACAAAAAGGAGGUAAAUGUGUAGAAAAGAGGUGGAAUAAACGUUAUUAUUAUUUUUACUAAAAUGGUCGGAAAUGGGAUUCAAAGUUAUUAUGAAAUGGAGAAAAGAUGCCAAGAAAAGAAGGUAGCUUUUAAGUACAACUUAUGAAAUGUAUCUGGCUUUUGUCCAGGUCGUAAUAUGUAAAAGUGUAUAUGACAAACUUGGCAUGAAAGUUUUUAGAAUUUUGGAAAUUUGUAUUUUUAUUUAAAAUUUAAAUUAAAGUAAAGUAAAAGUGUUGAAAUUAGA